AUGCUUUCACAUUUUUCCUCUCUAAUUCUUUCUCUCCUUAUUCUUCCGCGGGCCUCAGCAAAUAUAUAUGAGGUAAGCUGAAACGCUUUUUAUCAUGAUCAAAGACAUUUUAAAGCAGGGUCACAAGUUUAAUUUCACCAACAUUUGUCGAACGAUUUGACCUUUAUAUCUUCUGUUGUUUCUGUCUAGAAUGUGCACAACUUGUUAACGCCUAACGAAAGAGAGAAGAUUUUUGGCGAGCCGUUCCUUCAGAGCAGUAAGUGGCGAGAUAGAUUUCGGUGUCAGGGAUUCAGUUAAUUCCCUUUUGUAUCUGAUUUUCUGAAAGGAGGAGUCGUAACUGAUUGUUGAUUCAUAAGACUGGAGAACAAGGCCAAAUAUAUCGGUAAAUUCUUUCAUCAGAGAUCUCAUUGAUAUUUCGAUGCCUGAAACUUUUCAUCGGCAAAUUAAGACAUCAGAGUAUAACUUCGGCAGGUCAUUGCUUUUAAUCAUAUGAUAAUAAUAGAAUCGAUACAGUCAAUGAUCCAAAGAAAGUUGCUUUCAUCUAACACUGUGCAAUUUCUUUUUCUGAACAAAAAAUAUCGAUACCACUGGUAAAACUCGUCCAAAUCUUAAUUCCACCCGAAAAAAGGAAUUUCCAUCUGAAAUCACUGUGCCUGGCCAGACUGUGAAAUUAGUUGAAAAUAAUCUGACCGCAAUUAUCUAUAAAGAAAAUACAGAAAUCCUUAAAUUAAAAAAUGUUUCAUCUCAUAAGUAUGUCUUGUAAUGUUUAAGACUUUCAUCGCCUCAACUCAAACAAAACGUGAAGAGUUGAUUUUAAUAUUCGGCGCAUAUGAUUUUCCUGGGUUAAAGACAAUAAACUAAGCACAGCAGUUAUUAUUAAUAAGAAAAUGUCGAAUGCACUGAUACCUACUGGGUGCCUUCCUACUUUAAGCAAAACUAACAAAUUUCUUCCCGGGAUGCUUAUAAUUAAGACGCAGUUUCCGCUAUUCAACAGGUAGAAAGUUAUUUUCAGGCGGAAAUAGUAGGGAACAUUUCAAGCUUUAAGACAAUAAUUUCAAUAUACUUCAGUGGAACCCCGCCUUACGGCCACCUCGGUAAUAUAUACGGUAACCUCGUUAUUACGGCCACUUUUUUCGGCCCAGCUAAACGGUCGUAUUUCCUUAAAAAAAAACGUUAAUGCGGUCACCCGUUAAUGCGGGCGGCCAUAGGCCAUAAUUUAUAAUCCUAAAUAUCGACCACUAUACGACCACUUUUUUGAUGUCAAUAUUAUUGGCCUAGUACUCUGAGCCUGUUCUUGUACUGUUCUUAAACUACAUUAACAUAAAGUGCACUUGUUGCGAUUUUAUAGACGAAUUUCAAAAGCGUUUUAUGAACUAAAAGGAAAGUUUAAGUAGUUUUUUUUCAAUUACUAUACGUGAUAUCUACACUUCCAGUUGUUUAUUAAUGAGAACAGUUGUUAAAGAAAUGCGAAUGGGUAUUUGUCAUUAGGCCCUCAAUUUUCCACUGAUAUAGUUUGCUAUCUUUUACCGAGGCCAUUAAAUAGUUACAAUGAGAACAGUCAGAUAUUGAAUUGGAGAGUUGUCUGAUCCUUGCAUGAUUUUUUAUCGAACAUAGGUGACCUGUCCAUAUGCUUACACGAUAUUGUAUCGAACAUGGUUGCUAGUCCUCAAAUUUCAGGAUUUGCCAGUCAUCAUCCUCAUCAUCAUCAAAUCCUUUAUUUGAACGCGAUAAUUAUACAAAACAACAGCUUUGGGGUCGUCAAGGGGUCAAUUACAUUAAAACCUCGGAUUGAAAUAAGUAAAAAACAAAAAUUUCAGAAUUUAAUUUUGAAGUCAAUUUAACAACCCAUUUGGGUUAUGCCCUUCAAUAUUUUUACAUUUAUUCGUGUGUAAAUGAAGUCACUACAUGAUUUUAAUGUUUUUGUUACUUUCUCUACAAUUCUUGCUUGGCUACGUUUCUAUUAUUAUAACGAAAGACUACAGGAUGUAAAAUUUAUCAUUUCAUAUACUUGAAAGGCUUCAAACUAGCAAAAUAGAAUAAACAAUAGAAAAAAGUAGAACCUUUGAAUACACUGCUUAACUCUGUGUUUCGACUGUGUUCCUCUGUGUCCCUCAAAAAAUUCUGUUUUAACCCAAAGCUGAUAAGUUACUCAUCUGACGAUGCCUUGACGCCUGAUAAUUUAAAUGGUUAGUUUGUUUGGUCUGUGUAGACCGUAUUUGUACUUGACGGAACUUAAACAAACCUGCAUAAUUGUAAAUCAUUUUGCAGUUUAAAAAGUCUUAUCUUAUGAUCAAUUUGAGGUUCUCCUUUAUUUGUAGCGGUCUGAAAACUGGCAGAUUUCGAACAGCUGGUAGGGUGUAAUCAAAAGCUAAAUCACUGAGGCGUUGUCCUCUUAGUGAUGGUCAGUUAGAGGGAAACGGGAGAAAUAGGGGGAAAUUAAGCAAGAAUGCUUUUAAAAUAUUUUGCAAUCGAAAAAGAGCUAAAGGAAGGAAGCCAGUAAAAAACGUGUGGGAGCAGGGAAUGGCAAGGUACAGGCUGCCUAAGAAACAAGAAUAUAUAUGCUGGACAUUCCAACUGGAAGCACUGCUCAUCAACCACAAGCCAGCCCAGUUUUUUGGCUGAGAAAUGGAAAACCUUUUUUAUGUGAUCCUGAAAUAGAAAUAGAACAAUGUAUUUGACAGCAGGUUCUAAGAAAAUAAUUCAUAUUGGCUGAAUAAUACUCUUUUCCAGGGUAAUUUGUUUUAUAUUUUGAAAUUUGGGGAAAAAAAGAGAAAAAACAGGUUCUUAUGCAACUAAGUUCUCUAGAGAUUCUUAAGUAAACUUUACUGCAAUGAUGACGGUAAUAAGUAAUUAAAAUGUGAAUCAUAUUUCAGUUCCAGAUUAUCACGUGACUCACCCAAUCCAAGUAGACGAUGAUGGCAAUUUUUUGUCACGUGACCUGUCCAAUGGUAAUCAUAGAAGGCGCCGAAGCGUGGAAAUUGGUAUCAAGGAACCCGUCUUUUUCCAUCUAUCAGUUUUUGGAAAGAAGUUUCACUUAAAUGUUACUUUAAAUGAUGAGCUACUCUCGCCCAAUUUUGUUGUUGAGGUUCGUGGAAAUCAAAGCUCGCGCUUCCAUUUUGAAAUUGAGCAUUGUCAUUACACUGGUCAUGCCGUUUCUUCCAAAAGACUGGGCACUAAAGUGGCCUUAAGCAACUGUGAUGGACUGGUAAGAUCGAAAAUUGUGACGUCUGUAGUUUAAUAACUUGUGACUUGCGCGCAAACUGUUAUAUUUCCCUUGGGAGGGAAGUGGAGCUUGGUUAGGAUGGUCUAAGACUGUAGGGACAACGGCCUAAUGAAACCCACACCAUAACUGAGAGUUAAUGAGUUCUGAGUCAGUAAUAGAGUAAUGUGACAAAAUGCAGUAUGACCUGAUCACCUGAUAUAUGGUAUAUAUAUCACCUGAUAUAUGGUAUGAUGACCGCUGAAAUACAAAAGAAAACGAUGUAAUUCCCCACUCCAGAAACUUCCAAACAAAACGAUGUAAUUUCCCACUCCAGAAACUUCCAAAGCUUGGGGAUAACGAUUUCUGGGAUGGUUGUAGUUGCCUUGAGUAGCAUGGACCAAUCAUAACUAACGCUUAUCCACCCAAACUAUCUUAGAAAUAACUGCACCCAAAUCUUGUACCUAUUUUCCCUAAAGUUUCAGAGGUGGGGAAUUUUUAAUCGGUUUUUUCAUGAUUAUCAGGCAUAUUAUACUUUUUUCACAGCGUGGUUUGAUUCGUACCCCAGAUGAUGUUUUUGCCAUAAAUCCCCUUCCUGGACGACUCACUCCGGAAUCAAACAAAACUCGCGCUCACAUUAUCCACAGGAGAUCUACGUCAUCGUUGGAAGAUCUUGAGGAGGAACUCGGAGUUGAGAAAAGAUCGGAAAACUGGUGUGGAGUGGAAGGUAGGCAUUCAAAAUAACGCUUAAGUUACAAAAAUCGCAUAAAAAUAGUUGUGAGUUUGCUGUACAGAGAUAGAGGAAAAUAUGCAGACUGUCUUGUUAAACAAGUGAUAUCAAGAGAAUAUUAUGAGAAUCGCUGGUGCAGAUACUUCCAUUGCUCAUAAUCAUUUAUCAUAUACCUCACCAUAUUUACUGGAAUAAGCCACUGCUGGAUAAGCACAACAGAAAAAUGUGGGUACAGUAUUUUCAAGUUCUUUUUAGAUAACUAGACAUUAAAACCACACACAGCGUCGUUGCCUUUUCACAUCAAUAAGGUCAAACACGAAACUAACUUUCCCACCACUAUGAACAUAAACCUCAAAUAAGUCCUUCAAUUCCCGCACCGUUCGGGCUACUAAUUACAGAACUUUUGCUUGACGCCUGUUCAUAACGGACGCUACCCUAAACAACGCAAAAUGCACAAAACAUGAAAAAGUUAAAAUUGACCAGGUUUGUGUCGAUAUUGCAUAGAAAUUCGUAAAAUAAAAUGACAUCGUCGCUCAAGAUGUUUAUUCCAGCUGAUGAGACGUAGAGCUGUCUCAUGCAAUUCACAUAGUGUAUACUUAGCUUUUAGCGUAAGACUGUAAGAUGCAUUUUGAACUUUUUUUUGUUUGUCUUUGUAGACAAGUCAAGUGCCAGAAGUAAGAGAGAAGUAUUUGAUCUGCCUUCUCCAGUAAAUUACCAACAAGAUUACGUAAUAGAAACACUUGUCGUGGCGGAUAAGAAAAUGACGGAUUUUCAUGGAGUGGAGGAACUCAAGACUUAUGUCCCAAGUCUCAUCAAUAUCGUAAGUAACCGGGGAAAGUCUUGGUAUGUCAUCUUUUUGCCUUGUUAUAUCGCCAUUUUGAUAUAGCUCCUUCUGAAAACUAACUCCAAUUAGAAGUUAUUAACUAUAAGGAGCAGAUGAACAUGAUUUGUAUAAUUGCCGUCACUGUAUUAAAAUACAGUAUAUGUAUGAUUAGUUUCUAAUUGCGAUAAUUGUCUUCAGGCCUAUAAUCUUUUGAGUGACAGUUCUAUUGGAGCAAACGUGAAGUACGUCCUGCACAAACUGCUAAUUCUUGAGCAUGAUCAGGUAAGACUGUUAUUCUCCAAGGAUACUUUCACGAGGUUUCAGUUUUACGAUAAAGGGGUAAUAAAUUGUGGAAAGAACUGCAGAAUCCUCUUUCAUAUCGCGCGAUAAAGCUCUGCUGCGCUUGCUGAGUUCGUCUUUUUUCCUUACUGAGGAAACUGUAGUGUUGGGAUAGAAAAGACGGGGGAGAAAAAAAGGACAGAAAGCUCGCGGGUAACUACAUGAGUUCACGUAGAUACCACGUCAACGGAGCACAUAACAAGAUGGUAGAUAAAACUGGAGGGUUAACAUGGCUCUUAACGAACUGCUUCCUUUUUUUCUACUUUUUCCUCAAUAAACGUGAACUUCAGCGUACUAUAAGCUGCCCGGCUAUAUCUUCGAAGGAAAGAAUGUUUUAGAAGUCCAUCAACGGAGACAUAUGAAUAGCCAUAAUUGGCCUCUUGUCCCACGCGCACGCGUCGCACGCGCUUAAAGCGUUGAGAUCCACUGAUAAAGGCUUAGUCCAUCCCCGGUCCCUUAUAAGGGCUUAAUGGGGACGUGCGGCCAGCCAGGGUAUGUUUUUCGGGAUUUUUGUCUUAAACAGGGUAUCGAUUUAUCAAUUUUUGUCUUACACAGGAUAUGUUUUCUUGGACGAUAAACAGCAAAAUUUUUACAAGCUCUAACGUCUUAAACAGGGUAUCAAAAAUCGGAAUUCUGUCUUAAACAGGGUAGGAAAAUCAGCGAUAUUUGUCUUAAACAGGGCCAGGGUAUGAGGGGCGGCGCCGCACCCCCCACCCAGGGAUAUAUCGAGUAAACCCCCCCGGAGUCCAUCUCAAUUCCUGACUGAAUCGAACAGGGCCGAUAGAUUGUCUUGAUUUGUCUUGAUCCAUUUUCCAAUAACUUAAUGAAAGAGCCACUUAGCACAUCAUUUGAAAAGAAACUGAUCAUUGCCCUAUCAUUGCCCUUUCCGUGUCGUCCGUACAAUAGCGACACUUUUCACUGAAUGCUGGAUGAGGUUGUUUAAACGGAACUUUUUUAUCACCCUAAAAAGAAACUUUGCUAACAGCCAUCACUACAAUUUUGACUUGUAGGAAGGACUCGUAAUAAGCUCUCAUGCCGGUAACACAAUGGAAAGCUUCUGCCUUUGGGCCAAAGGACAAAAUCCAGUGGAUGACAGCAAUCCAGAUCACUUUGAUCAUGCCGCUCUUAUUUCACGGUAAGGAUUUACGGUAGUAUUACACUGUCUCUCAAGCUUCAUUGGAAACGUAAUAAGACCUGAGUAACCAAGUCACCAUUAAGUCCCACUCACCCUACUAAAUGUGGAGAAAUGUUAGCCUCAUAGAGCUACUGAACAAUUUCGGGAGAGUUGUUGUAUGUUUGCAUGUUUUUUCUGUUUCUCCUUUGAAAGUUCCAGGUUGAGUUUUUGAUUCCGUUUUACCAAUGUGCCAUCGCAGCGUCUCUUGGAGCUAACAAUUCCAAUUCUCAUAUACCGCAUGGUCCGUACAAUUACUAAUUGUAUUUUUUUAAGAUUUCUGAGCUGGCAAUGAAGGUAUGGGAUAUCCUCAUCCGCCAAGGGUCUUUUAUUAUUAUUCUAGAUACGAUUUUUGUCGAAAUACCGAUAAAAGAAUGGGACAAAGCUGUGAAAAAGUUUUAGGUGAGAAAUGUUUGUAUUUUGAUAACAAAAUAAACGUAUCUACAAAAAUGACUUAAGGUCGUCUUACCGACUAUCCAUAUAGAUCAAUGAACACUUAUAACUAACCAAGAUUAAACGCGUUAUUUAUCAUAGAUGUUGUAUAUUGCAGUAGGGCUAAUGCUUUUUCUUAAAAGAACAAAAUUUAAUUAAGAAGUAGUGGAUUAUAAAAGGAGGAAAUACUAAAAGUUUAUUUAUUUUUUACUCUUGUUGUAAACAAAGGUCUAGCGCAAGUUCAAGGAAUGUGUAGCUUGACAGGGAGUUGCACACUAAGCAAGGAUGGAGGACUGGGAACGGCUUACACCAUUGUACAUGAAACAGGGCACAAGUAAGUAAAACUGUUAAAACCAGUCCUGGUAGAGGGCCCAAUCUAGUUUUCUUAAUUUUAACCCUGGCCCUCUCUUAGUUUUCCGUCUCACUAUAGGUCAUAAACAUUUGUUAUGUUAUCUUAAGCGACUUUUGUUAUAAACCAAUCAGAGCGUACGCUGUUACAAAAACGUUUAGUUGUCAUAUUGUUAUGUCUUACAGUCUUGGUGCGCAGCAUGAUGGCGCCGGCAACUCAUGCUCUAACAACAAGAAUAUUAUGGCUACACAGGCCAGCGGUAAAGAAUCAGCCUUUGAAUGGUCGUUAUGUAGUCGACAAGCAAUUCAUACUUUUCUGUCGUAAGUAUUCCCAGUAGCCUUGCAUCUCUUUAAAACCUCUAAAGUUAUUGGACCCCUAUAUCGUAGUUCUUUUGUUUUGGGGCUACAAUGUAUCUACCAAUGUUAACUCACCCUGCUAGCAGAGCCUUACAUUCACGUGCUUGAUUUUGUCGUACUCGAGAAGGACUCUACAUAAAUCGAGAGGGUCAUGUAGCAGCUGCUCGGAAGAGAAGGCACCGAUGGUGGGUUUCCCUGGCCCCAAACAAUACUAAAACAAUUGGAAGAAUGACAUGUCAUUGUUUCCUGCAACCAAUUAGAACAGACCAUACGAGCAGCUCCCACACUACUCUAUAUCGAGUAAGUUCUAGCAUGUGCUGCUUGUUGCCGGGAUACAGUUUCGAACCCAGGCCUAAUAGCCCUGUGCUUGGCAUAGCGACCUCAGCUGGGAAAACCAGUUUGGCGAUCAAGAACAAUAUUGACUUGUCCAGAAGUGCGAACGUCAGCAAUUUCAAAGCCUCAACGUGAUUCAGACAGAGCCUCGGUUUUUUCUUCUCCUCACUCAAAAAGAAAAACGGAGACUCUGCUCGCAGGGCGUUGUUAACUUUAUUCGUUCAUUGUUUACCCAACCAAUCUUGUGAGGCCUUGUUACAGGCGCCUCGCUAUUCCUUUUGAUUGGCUUCCGUAAACUUGGAAUAUCCUUGGCUAUUUACUGUUUUACGACCGACGCUAGGAUUGCGUCUCGUUUCGAGAAAUUAUCAGAAGACGAAAUUUGAACGAUAAAUGAAGCAGUCGUACAAAAAAUACCAAGAAAGCGACGAACUUCAGCUUGUCGGUGUUUACUGGUAGGUAGAAAAUAGUUUUCUUGCUGAAUUUGCAACAAAAUUGCAAAAAGGCACUUGACAAAAUCCACGAAAUGUUUGUAAAUUGUAAAGAAACUUCCUACUAAGAGACGUUUUUAAUUUACAAAAAUGUUACUUUUUUCAUUUUUAUCCAAUUGACUUGGUUAAUACUAAAACAACUAUCCCAUCCCUAUAUAUAUCCCUAACUAUUCAUCUUCCCUUAAUUCGUGGGAUAGUUGUAUACUAGUUAACGGUGUCAGGAUAUUGUGGUCUCAUAUUGUACCAACUAUAAAAAGAGAUCCAGGUCAAGAAUUUCACCUAACUUGCUUGUUUGUUCUUGAUAUUUUUCCUCAGUGGUGAUAAUUCGGCGUGUUUAAAAGACAAACCACAAAAGUCUGUUACCAUGCCGCAACGCCUGCCAGGUCAAAUAUAUACCGCUGAUGAUCAAUGUUCGCGGGCCUUUGGGGACAAGUCACGCGCUUGUCCAGCACCCUUCUUAAAGGAGGUGAGCAAGGAGAAAAAAUAAAACGUUUUCAGUCUCUAUAGCCCGUAUCAUUUUUACUUUAAUACAGGGAACACGUCUUUUUUUGUUUACUUUUUAUAGAUAUCAGAAACAUUUAGAUGUAUAACUUUUACCGAUAAUCGAAAGUCAUGUUUUUGAUUUUCUUUUUCCAGAAAAUAUGUCUUCAGCUUUGGUGCGUAAACCCAGAAACGGGAAUGUGCACCACACAUCAUGAACCUGGCGCUGAGGGCUCAAGCUGUGGUCAUAAAAAGGUACAAAUAAUUUUUCUAAACCCGUGCUAAACAGGCAGUUACUUAAAGAGACUGUGUCAGGGCUGUCAGUUCAUUUUCCUUUUCAUGCCAACUAAGCGUUCUUAUUCGCUACGAAGUUGAGAAAUUACUUGUGAAUGACAAAGUCAGAGCUAGAUGACUAACAAAUGUCUCCCAAUCAUUAUAUCAAACGUAUCAUUAUAUCAAAACGAAAAGUAAUGAUGAAGCCUAGGGACUAGGCAAAGUUAGUAACUCAGUGAGUCAGAUGGUAGCCUAGCUGAUCAAUCGAUCUUGAAAUUAAUCAAUAAUGGAAAACAAAGACUCAUUCUUCCAAAAUACGUGUCUUGCACUCCCUCAGCCGACAUUUUUCUCUCUUUUACGGGUCAGUCGUCAUUUUGCUCCUUUUCUUCAACUCUUAAAUUUGCGCCAUAGUUGAGUACAACGAACAUUUUAAAAAAGAGAAAGGUAUUUUAACAAAGACGUUAAAGGACGGAAUAAGCGGUGCUUAUGAUAAAGUGAUUUGCACUUUAAAAGAUGUUACACGAGACGAUUCGCAACGGCGAUUUUUAGCGCAAUUGUUGCGACGUUAUUUAGCAUUGUUACAACAUUUUUCCAACAUUGCAACGCUGUUUUGCGCUAAAAAUAGUCGUUGCGAAUAGUCCCGUGCAACAUCACCUUAAAAUCGUUAAUUUGUUAUCACUCUCCAGUGGUGUCGCCGCGGACAGUGCGUGCCGUAUGGCAGCGAGGGGCCUGAAGCCGUAGACGGUGGCUAUGGACCGUGGGGAGCUUGGAGCCAGUGUUCUCAUUCAUGUGGAGGGGGACUGAUAACUAGAAAAAGGGAAUGUGACAGUCCAAGGUAAGUUAAUGAAUACGUAAAAAGAAAUUUGGCGCCAAUCUGUUUGGAAGAUAAAUCGCUCUGUUUUUUCCACAUCAUGUUUCCUAUAUUUGAAUAACAAAAAAAUGCGUGAAACGCGAAAAAAUCAUGUAAUAGGGUGUGUCAAAUUGAAAAUCUAAAUACAGCGGAUUUGAAAUGUGAAGUCCAUGGAGUUUAAUUUACAUUUACAAACUUAAUAAGAGCAAGUGACAUUAACCUUCGGCCUUGCCAGUACCUCAAGCAUGCGCAUAGCCAUAUCAACCGGGCAGUGGCACCCAUGGACAGCUGUUUCCCCCCUUAUUGGGGCUCAUCAGCAUGGCAUAGCCGUUAGACCUUUGUCCUGUUAAAGCUGUUUUCAGAGGCCCUUUACUCCCGAGGCGAAAUAGCUUUCCGUGGCUUCCACUGCCCGGGUGAUAUGGACGCGCGCAUGUGCUAGAUACCGGUCAGGUCGUGGGUUGGUGUACAUGUGUCAUUUGCUUUCAAGUUUUUCCUGCAAUUACAGCCGGUGAAAGGUUCAAAAUUCACUACAAUUAUGGUUAUUUCGUCAUGAUGAGAGUACUUGCAACAGUGUCUGCAAUGAGAGCACCCAAGUAACAGUGUCUUCAAUAGUCUCUUUUGAUUUUAGGCCUGCAAACGGUGGAAAGUUAUGUCAAGGCCAUUCAGCAGAGUUUCGGUACUGCCACACUUCUGUAAGUAUUUAAUGCCUACAUUUUAAAAACAUUCUUAGUUUAAAAGAAAUGAUUCAUUCUUCGCUGGAAAACUGAGCUAAAUGGUACUAGCGGUUCUCUUUCGCUUCAGAAGUUGAAUCCUUCGAGACUUGCCUUGAUCAUUAGCUCAGAGGGCUGGACGGGAAGAAUUUAUUAUGCAGCGGUGCUCAUACACCAAAAAUGGACCUGACGGACAAUGGGAUACAUUUCAUUGACUUUUAAUAAUAAUGAAUCCUGAUUUGAUCGCUUAACAGUAGUCCUUUUAACCUUGCAUGUAGCAGCCUAAUUUCAAUUAACUUGCUUCUUUGUUUUGUUUUUCUCCCUUUUUGCCGUGAGAAAUUUGCUAGUCUGUUUCUCACUCGACCUUGCAAUGAGUAUGGCGGAGAUUCUAAUAAAUUUCAAUUGUAUUUUAUUUCGCUGAUCUAGAAAUGUGCAGCCGGAACACCAACUCCCAGAGAAAGCCAAUGUGAAGCAAAGCGUCAUGUUCGAUUCGUCGAUGGUAACAAGUAUCCAUGGAGUUACAACCCUGCGCUUCCUGUAUUAGGUAUUUUUAAAUGUUAAAACAUUUAAGGGCAACGAGUAUGGGAGGCGUUUGGGGUAAGGCACAACAACUAUUCCAAUAAAAAAAUGUGUCAUAAUGAAACUGGUAGAAAAAGCAUUUAGGUAGCUUUAAAGCCUCUCCCCGUCCCCCACCUCCCCCCCUUAUAAAAAAAAAACGCGGACGCGUAGUCAAGAUCAACAGUUAUCGAUAGUUACAAACAGGAAUUUUGUCGUGAGUUAUAAAAAGCCAAAAAUGUUCCAUUUAGUGGUAAAUAUAACUUAAACUGUUACAACCUGUUUGCAUGGUCUCAGUUUGUCAUUUUGAAAUCUCAUAAAAUAACCUAACAUCUUCCGCAAACUCAACAUGUCUUCAUACUCGAUGAAGGCUAGAAAGUCAAAGCAAGUCAAUAAUCUUGUUUCUACUACUUUUAUCACAUUAAAGCUGGUCAGGAAUGUAAGUUAUAUUGUAUAGCUGAGGUGGGCAUCCGCCAGUUUGCCAAGUUUUCAUUCGGGUAUGUGGAUGACGGAACACGCUGUGAUGACUACGAUGAGAACAGCGGUCUUUGUAUAAACGGCAAAUGCCAGGUAAGGGUAAUGGGCGCUAUAUGAUGUCAAGUCUCCGCAGACUCCGAAUUGUAAACGUUUUACAGAAGUCAGUGUUGCGCAAAGUGACUUGCGAAAAGAAAGAACUAGAUCAUUCUAAACGCGAGAGUUGGAAAACCAGUGCUAUUUUCACUGUACCUCUGUUUGAUUCAUUGUGAAACGCUAACAGCAUAGUGAGUCCUCAUUGGCCUAAAGCUGGACGAGAUUUAGAACGAAAUGCGGUUUUCCCAAAAGAGGAAAUCAAGAGCGUGUUUUGCUUUGUAGACUGAAUUGAAAGCCACCCACACCCAAAAGAAGUAUUUCAUCAUAAUUGAAAGGUUAGCUUCAAAAGGAACAUUUGAGAAGAAGAUGACAUUCGAACGCUAGCCCUAGCAAGAGCGAACAUUGUAUUUCUAACACAUACAAAAUUAAAUUAAAUAAGAUGGAUGUGUUCUUUUCAUCAGAACCAGAAUUGAUCAAUUCUUUUUAUUGUUACGUUUUAUUUCUGAUCCAGACCCUAGGAUGCGACAAAGUUCUAGGAUCUUCUAAAGUAUUCGAUCGCUGUGGUGCGUGCGACGGCGAUGGAACAUCCUGCAUCGGGAAAAGGUUUACAUACAAAGGCUUCCCUAAACCAAUGAAAGGUUAAGAAUUUACUUAUCUUUCUAUAAGGCCGAACAUUUUGAUUUCCUCAGAAUUUCUCAGCAUUUUCUUGUUCUUUUAAUAUAGGACAUUACCAGCCUAUUGGAUUUCUCCCAGCUGGCGCAAGAAAUAUUCAAAUCAAAGAAAUGAGUGGCUUCAAAAAUUAUUUGGGUGAGAAAACAUAAGCAUAAUCCCAAUGUUUGCAUCACAUACACAUUAUGCCGAGUAACAUUGUUUAGUAGCAUUUUUAAUUAAUCUAAGAUAGAUUAUACUUAGGUUGAUAUAAAAUAAAAACGAAAUUGUUUACUCCGACUAAGCAGAACGGGCCCAGACGAUCCAACUAGCCAAUCAGAACACCGAGCGAGCACGGUUAUAGUAGCUCGGACUUUCACUGAUUCUGAUCGGUAAGAAACGGCCUCAAAGAACACAAAUUUUUCGAAUUUUUUGGAAAAAAAAAAGGAAUUAGUAAAUAAAAUUUCAGGAAAAUAGGUGAAUCCCCCCAAAAAAGUGAAAAAUGCAAUUCCAAAAAAGGUUAAGUACUAUGUUUUUCACAGCUGUGAAAAAAAAAAAAAUUAAAGAAGUUCCACAAGGUUUUUUUUUAAAUCUUUGUAGAGACUGGCGUCAAGCACAUUUAUUUCGAAGAACUGCAGAUGCAUAAGCUAGAAUAAGAUAACAAAUGAACAAAAGGAAAUAAACGUUAGGCGAUCGGAUGAGGUGGCCAGCAUUAUUUACCAAGUUACUGAUGGAUAAUAAUUAUUGUCGUUAUAUUAUGCUGCUCCAACAGCAAUGAUGACAGCAGGAGGAAAAGACUUGCUCAACAUGGAUUUCCGCAUUAAGGCACGAGCCUAUAAUUUCGUGGGUGCUGGAACAAGAUUCAAAUACACUCGUGAUGCCUUGAAGAAAGAAAAGAUUACUGCUCAAGGGCCGCUGACCGAGAAUGUGGAGUUGAUGGUAUGUUGAGAAGAAAUAAAGAUAGGAGAAAAAAAAUGCGUCAAACAUCCGUCCGAGAGAUUGUCUAUAGUGCAUGGAUGUUAAAUUUAAAAUAUACAUUUAGAAAAACAGUAGGAGUAGUAGGUUUUGUCCUAUUUGCAAUCCAGCAGGAUUUUAAAGGCUUUUAUUUUGCCAUCGGGUGUUUUUUUAGCUUCAGUUAUAACCCCAAGAUGUACGUCUAAAGAGGUGAUUUUCUUGAAAAAAGUUGAUUGACCGUAUAACUAAAACUAAACUUUACGUUUGUAUGUUAUUACGGCAGUAUUUAGUUCAGUCGUGGAAGGAAGAAUACCAAGUCAGGAUUCGUUACCUUGUCCCCAACCCCUCAGAAGAGGUCGCGGACACAAGAUUCGUGCGCGGAUUGGGACAUAAGCACAUCACUUUCAAGUGGACUCGGCGUUCACUGGGUUGUUCUGAGAGCUGCGGGGGAGGUAAGUGAACAGUUCAGUCACCCCGCCAUUCAAUUCUCUAAUGAGAGGUCCUCAAGGACUUAAGGUUGGCUGAAACGCUCUCCUCCUAAUUUCCAAGGGUAAGCCCUGGGGAUGAGGUUGACACGAGGGCUUCUGUUUCCGGGGACAAGACGCUGAGGCAAAUGUCCCCCUAAAUUGUGUUGCAAGGUUGCAAGUAAAAGCUCAUACAGAAAGACUUCUCUCUGUUAUAUCUGCGGGGUAUGCCUCUUAAACCGCAGUAAACAUGAGCCUUGUGUUGCACCGACCUUUUCGUGCCGCGUUUCAACUGAUAGUUAAUAUUGUGACGCCUCAGUUGUUCGAGAUAUGGAUAGAGCUAUCCUCUGAUUAAAGCUCUAUCCGCUGGAUAUACUUGCCUGUUGGAUAAUGACCUCUCCGGUGGAUAUUGCUAUCCAACCUUUAAACAAGGAAUAAGCCAGUUUCACUGACUUUGGGAGAUCGAUGGCUGCCCCCUUUUUAUGGAACAGUCUUCCUCUGCCAAUAAGACAGGGAACAUCAAUCGACUCUUUUAAACGCUCUGUUAAAACAUAUUUAUUUAAGAAGGCUUUUAGUUAGAUUAUUUAUUUAUUUAUUUUUAAAUAUUGUAAUUUUACCGGGUAAUUUUACUGGUUUUUAAUUUAGUCAUUAAUAAUAUUGUAAUGCGCUUUUGAGUAUUUUUAUAGAAAAAAGCGCAAUAUAAGUAUUAAAUAUUAUUAUUAUUAUUAUUAUAUUAUUCACACAUUACCCCAAAGCUUUGGAAACAAAACAAAAGAGACCUCACGGACGUUCAAGGAUCAAUAAUUCUUUCAUUUUAUUUUAUUCCCUUACGCCUCGGAGCAAAUUCGUUUCCUUGGUCUCUUCUUAUGCGGUUUAAGCCAUUGGGCAUAAAAUUUUUGGUGCACAAUAUUGUCUUUCCCAUGUAGGUACCGUUUUGAUCAAAGGAACCUGUGUCCGCAAUGACGACGAAUCUAUGGUCAGCGACCACUUCUGUGGCGGAGAGAGGCCUAGGGACGAGACAGUUAUAUGCAAUACUCAUGAAUGCCCAGCGAGGUGGGUGCUGAAAUCUACCAAAAGAAUAUAUACUUCUGAUUAAAUUGUUUUUUUUUUUUCAAUUGCUCCUGAAGCUGGUGGGGAAGGCCACUUAUUGUGGUGGAUACUUUUAGGUGGAAAACCGGUGAAUGGACAGACUGUUCUAAAACCUGCAAUGACGGUCAUCCAGGAGAGAGGACACGGGAGGUUAUUUGUACUGACGAGUCGCAUGGUAUAGAGACUGAAGUGGAGGAGUUACACUGUGAAGGACCUAAACCGGCAGGACGUGAGACAUGCGCACAUCAUCCUUGCCCUGCUGAGUGGGUUACUGUGAAAUCAUCUUCAGUAAGUACAAGUCAAGAAUUUAGUAUCACGCAACCUCGUCACUGUGGCUUUUCCCUCAGAAAAUAGGAUUAGCCCCUCCCAUUUUAUAUGGGAAAAACCCUAGUGACGACGUUGUGUAUCACGAUCUUCCAUCGGUUGUCGCAAAAUCAACUAAAGAAUACUUCUGACCAAGUGGAAGAAAAUAAAGUCGCCAGAUUAAUAACGCGCACUUAAAGUCUCGACAAAACUUCUCGACAAUAACAUAUAUGAUUUUAAAAUAAGCCACUAAAUGAGUCUCUUUCGUUUGUUAGAGGAAAACGCUGUUGAAAACCUUUCCUAACACUGACACCCUCUCUCUUGUUUAAUGGCAGUGUUCCGUCACCUGUGGUAAAGGCGAGCGAGAAAUUGAAGUGGUUUGCGUGAAGAAAGGAGAAGGCAACGAAAAGGAACCCGUGGAAGAGAAAGAAUGCAACGGAGAGAAACCACCUACCAGGGCCUCGUGUGACGCUGGGAUACCUUGUUAAUGAUAUGGCUUGUACAGCGGUAACAUGGUUAACAGACAGGCCUGCAGCUUCGACAACAAGAGUGACUUUAUCACUUGAGACAAAAAUCAUACCCGCAACUUGAAAAUUUUUGUUGCGUAUACAGAAAUAUUCUCAAUAACUAUGAAUUAUCUUCUUUUAGCGAGUAAACCUCAGCCUUAACUAUGAUAAAUGAAACAUUUGGUGAGAGAGAGAAAAUAGUUUGCCACCAAUAACAAAAACUGUGAAAUAUGCCUGAAAGAGUCGAGAACAAACUGUACAGGUUGACUUACAAGACACUCACCCGGUUUCUUAAUCAUGAGGCUAUAAUCACUCAAAAUAGCGAUUACUCUGAGUCGUUUUCGCGUUUUAAGCUUGAAUUUCAAGACACUUUCUCAAAUAAACGUUGAUCAUGUGAUGCUUGGUAACUUUUCAAU
Porites lobata is the source of this 16038-nucleotide messenger RNA. The record is from the annotation of a GenBank genome assembly. Lineage: Eukaryota; Metazoa; Cnidaria; Anthozoa; Scleractinia; Poritidae.